CCGCCUACUGGCACUAGCUGUCCGCUGCGAUUUUAAAACAAUCGCAUGAUCCCAUAGGAAUGUAGUGUGGUUUUCUCUUCAAUUUUUCUUUUAAACAUGAGUGUGACCAAAAAUGUCGAGGUACUAUGUCGAAUUUGCAGUGAGGAAAACAACGGAACGAAUAUUUACGGAGAUGAAGGAAUACGUAAUAAAUUGGAAGCGAAAAUAAGAAGCUACUUGCACAUAGAGGUUUCAAAAGAUGAUCUGCUUCCAAAAACAGUAUGCAUUUCCUGCUCUGAAAAAUUAGAUGGACACCACGAGUUUGCCUUAAUGGCUUUAAAAGUACAAGACAAACUUUAUAGUCUCGUGAAUGGCCAUGAUUAUACAAGCUCAUCAAAGAAAAAAGAAGAAUAUUCGGAAGAUAGCAAUGAUGUUGAGGAAGAACAAGAGGAGGUGGAUGAUGAUGAGGAAGAUUGUGAUGAAGAGGAAAGCGAAGAUAAUGAAGAAGAGGAAGAGGCAGAUUGCAAUGAUAAUGGAGAAGACAAUGAAGAAAUGGAACAUUCAGGAAGUUUAUUACAUUCUAUUUUGACAAACGUAAGUCUACCGGGUCGACAAUCAGAGAGUGCUGAAGGUUCAGAGUCCAUGGAGGUUAGAGUAGAUCCAAUGUUAUUCUUCUCUGGGCAAGAUGAUAACAGUGUGGAUGGAGAGGAAAGCACACAAACUAACAAAGAGCUGAAGGAUGGGAAGCCUUAUCAGUGUAGUGUUUGCCCACGAGGUUUCAACUCAGAGAUCAGCCUACAGAACCACUUGUGGAGCCACCUGUCUCGGAGAGUCUUGUCUGAUACGGACCUCAACUCUCGCCUAAGGAGUAAAGGUGGAGGCAAGGGCACUGUGUACUCGUCCAACGGUGUGCUCCACACUGUGGGAGGCCUCCCUGUGACUCACCCUCACCAGUGCCCCAUCUGUGGACGACUCAGCUCCACCAAGGGCAACCUCAAAGUACACCUAGAGACUCAUCGGCCCAAGGGCAAGUACGCCUGCGAUAUCUGUGGAAGGAUAUUUAAGACACAGUCUAACCUGUAUCGCCACAAAGAGUAUCAUGGAGGGGACCAGUUUACAUGUGAGGUUUGCGCUCGAGUGUACCCUACCAAGAGCACUCUGCGCGCGCACAGUAUUACUCACAGCGACCUGCGGCCUCACCAGUGUCCGCUGUGCGACAAGACAUUCAAACGUAAUCAGGAUCUCAAGUUUCACAUCAACCAACACACAGGCGCCAGACCAUACAAGUGUCCGUUUUGUCCCAAAGCUUUUGCAAGUUCUGGCAAUUGCUUCUCUCACCGCAAAAGAAUGCAUCCCGGGGAACUAGAGAGGUACAAGGAGAUGGCGAACGGCUACGUCCAGUAACUGUGAUAAAUACAGGUCAAAGUCUGCCAGUAAAGUCCGACCAACAUGUUGGUUGAAACCUUUUGGUUGAAAGGUUGGGUGGUUUUAUAUGAUACAGAAAUACAUUUACCAUCUCAAAUGAAAAAAUAAAAUAUGGUUUGGCGUAUCACAGAGGAAAAUCUCCAACACAUAUAGAUUUAGUUAUUCUCUUGUAAGAGACCUAUCUUUUUUUACUUAUUGGGUGUUAUCCAUAGCGAAAGGUAGAAUCACCAGGGCUUGGAAUGUUCACAUAGCUAUAACUCGAUGGAGGUUGGCAGGAUUUGAACCGGGUCUCUAGGACGGAAAUCCAGUGCUCUAAUCAUUAUCCCAUUGCUCUAGAGGCGAGCACCUAGAAAAUAGGAUAAGGCUCAUACCAAUCACGAGGAAAAGGAGGAGAAGGCAUGUUAUGUUGUUUUUCUAUUAGGGCUAUAGUCUUAACAACGCCAUCUUUAUUCUAAAAUACCCCCGCCGCAGCAAUCCUGCCGACUAUGUGAAUUUCCAUUUGUCUGAAUUGAUUUUCAAUCAAAUCUUUUUAAAUAACAUUAGGUUUAAAGAGUUCCUAGGUUUGUUGCUACAAGGAAACUAAUAAAGUGUGUUUUUUUAGUAAAACAUAAAUUUGCCAAGUUUGACCAAAAUAUAUCCAUAAACAAGCAAACUACAACAUUUUACAAUAUUCUCAAUAAGAAAAACAUGGGAAUUUGAAAUUUACGAUUUUUUAAAUUUUCUCCGUUUCCAAUAACCGUACAAAAACCCUUCGAUAUACUAAAUUAUUUAUUUUUUAAGCUCUUUAAAAAUGUCUAAAGAGAAAUUGGGAAAUAUUGUGUUUUGAGGGUCAAAAAUGAGAAAAACCAUUUUUACCCCAUAAAACCCCCUGUAAAACCUCGUUCCCAUGUCGUCUGAUCAUGCUGGUUCGCGGAAUCAUUCAAGUUUAUCCCGCCUUAAACCUUAAAACGAAAAUUCAUCAAAAUCUGACAAAAAAUUUCAUGGACAUAUAUAUAUAUAAAUUUGAACGAAUGGUGUUUUUGGCCUCCGGGUACAUCAAAAUGAAAAAGUAAAUCGGUCCCAGGCCUAGAUCUUAUUGUGCCACCUACGGUAAUAGCUACUUCCCUAUAGGGAAAUUCGCUUAAAAAAAGAGAGGCUUUAACUGAUCUUGAAAUUUAUUUUUUUAUCCAAUCAGGAAUCCUUAUAGUUUACACAAGGCUGUUAUAUGAGCUGUUAGCCUAUAUGAACAGAAGAUUUGGCCGAGCACACUUAAAGACUUUUGUUAUAUGACUAUAGCUAUACACUUAUAGACUAUAGUUUUAUGAGCACACUCGUAUAGUUUUACAAUUCCUUUUCAUUCGUCGUUUUAUUACUUCUUGUAUAGUUAAUUGAAAAAGUACAAACAGAAAUUAGUACGAGUAGUAACUUGCUUUUUAACUCACCCUCUCCUGAGAUCGGUUCUUAUCAAAUGUUUAAGGUCUCAUAAUACAAGUACUUAACUUAAGCGCUUGAGGUGUUCUCUAAACAUGUUGGUCCGACUUACAAGGCAUUUUUAUUCUUUACAGGAUAUACAAUAUUCAGCUUUAGACAAUAAAUGUAUAUUUCACACACACAAGGGCAUUUCUUUACAAUAAUGUGAUACAGGUAUUUAUUAUUUUUUGCAGUUGUUACUCCAUAGAUACAGGUUGUUAUACAGAAUAAUAUAUCUGUUUAGUUGAAAUAGUUACUCUUUGCUCACAAGAAUGUUAUUCACAUAGUUAUUAAUUAGCAAGGAAUAUACAUUUGUCUCAAGAUAUCAACUAACCUUUCAACAAAACCAACCUUUCAAAUAAUUAUUUUGUUUGAAUGAAUACUUAAAAACCCCAAUUCAAUUCUUAUGAAUUAUCAGUGUGUAUUUUAAGCUUAAUAUGAAUACAAGGUGAGAGUAAAAUAGAGUGAAAUUUUCUGUGUAGCUUUGUUACUGACUUUAAGCUGUUUCAUUGUCAGGAUUUCAUUUAUUAAAAGCCCAAGGACAUCUGGGCCCAGUUUCAAACUAUCAAUAAACUACUCACUUUUCUAAGAUCAGCAACCUUUUGGUUGUUAGGCGAGCACUAUAACCUUAGCUUUAUUUUAUGACUACUUACCUCUGUAGUUCUGUAAUCAUUACUUGAAUACACUUAGGUUACAAAUCACUAAUUUACCAUUACGAGAGUUUGAAUUAGUCAAUUAUUGAAUUGACUACAGGCUUUUAAGUCGUUUCAAAAUUGGACCCAGUUGACUUUUAAUUUUGGGCUGUAAAUAUGAUAAUCCUUGUUCGAGAAACAUUUGAUCUUAGUCAGUUACAAAGCAUACACCAUUGUCCUCCACUCAUAUUCUGUUUAAAAUGUACUACAUUGCAUUACUGUCUUAUGAAAUGAUAGAUGAAUAUAUUAUUUUUAUUUGUGUGUUGUGUUGUAGCCAUUGGCAAUUUUUUAAAGUUUUUUUGUACGGGAAAGGACCUCUAAUCUUGUUACGAGGGUGGUUUUUUAAUUAAGUGCCGCUUUUGUGUAUAAAUCUGUAGUACACUUCUAUGCCACAACAAGGGUUCUCGCCACAAACUGACAUCAUUUGUGAACAGAAUGAUCCCGUUUGCAGCUCUGUAGCUGACAUGUACACUUCGCUGUGUGUUUAGUAGUGUUAUUUAAAAUGGGCGUGAAAAUGUUUAUUUUUGAAGAAUUUUUUUAGUGGGUACAUAGACUUCUCACAGAAGACCACAAAGAGAAAAUGAUUUUUUUUACACGGUGAAAAUGAUUUUUUUUUACUUUUUACCACAGCCAUUUUUACACUUCAUAACAAGGAGCCUCGUUGCGACAUUUGAGCGAACUACAGAUUUAUCUUCAAAAACAGCCUGUACUUGGAAAACCGUCCCUCUUACUGAUGAUGUUCUUUUGUUAGAAUGCAUUAUUGAAUGAUUGUGUCCUAAUCAUUGAAUAAUACAUGUUUUACACAUUAAAUUAUUCAAAUAUUGUGGAUUGAUUUUAUUAUAAUAAUUUUCUUUGUAAUUUGUUAACGAGGUAUGUAUGAGGUAUGUUGAAUGGGUUAACAUAGUAUAUUCCUUGUUCUUGCACCAAACUGAAUAAUUAUGCAAGCCAUACUCCCAUUAUAAUGACAAUUUUCUUUGAGUUUCACUUUUACAUGCCAAUGUAUGUGUUGCCAUUAUGUUAUGAUAUUAUGUUGUUAGUUAUUAGUUGAUUAACCUUUUAGUAUUCAAGUUUUUACUUUAAACCGUUUUAUAUUUCAGUUAAACAUUUUGAUGUUUUUAUUAAA
Molecule: messenger RNA, 4668 nt
Organism: Macrosteles quadrilineatus (aster leafhopper)
Lineage: Eukaryota; Metazoa; Arthropoda; Insecta; Hemiptera; Cicadellidae
Product: zinc finger protein 814-like
Exons: 7
Coding region: 97-1383 (428 amino acids)
Biological process (GO): regulation of transcription by RNA polymerase II
Cellular component (GO): nucleus
Molecular function (GO): DNA-binding transcription factor activity, RNA polymerase II-specific; RNA polymerase II cis-regulatory region sequence-specific DNA binding; zinc ion binding
Source: RefSeq, a predicted model, not a curated record